AUGGCGCCAGUGAUACCGUCUUCGUUGAGCCCUCACGUAUGUAUACUGCCUUCUCCAGAUCUAUCGGAGCUAUUGGAAGAAUCGGGGUUGCCUCCUCUACCCAAUAUUCUCCAGGCCUUCUCGCCACUACCACAAGUUACCACGAGAACAGCGUCACUUGUCCCAGUUCCGCACAGUUCUUUCGCAUUGAGGUUCUCCGACUUGGCUGAGGUGGAAGAGGCUUGUCGUGAACCAGAGGAGCAACGCGCCAUACGAACGCUGGACUGGAUCUCCGCCCGUAUUACGAAGAGAUGCGAGAAAUGGGUGCAGGACGUAGAGGAGAGGGGAGAGAAAGAGGUGGGGAAGGAUGGGCGGGUUAGGUCGCCCUGGUGGGACGAGCUACGAAGAUGUGCAGAAGGCGAUAUCGUUCCUGAUAAGAACGAAGGUUGGAACCACCCGGUCUCAGUCAUUCUGGCGGUGUCGACAACGGCGCCAAACCCACUACAGGCCAUAACUGCCCUGCACGCCAGGCAACCCCAACUCCCAUCAUGGGUAGACCCUACGCAUCUUCGUUAUACAGUGAUUGUCCAUCCAAAGAACUCGCCGCUUUCUGACGAAGAAGCCAACGCACUGUUCAAUGCGGUCAAAAAGCAGUUUGGGUUGCACACAUACCUGUUACCGCUCAAUCUUCCUUCUCCGCCGCCUCCGCCGGUACCUGUCCCUGCCCUUAUGCCACGACUCCCUCCGCCACCAGGACCUGAAUCUCCAUAUAUUUCGCGUCACACCGGUGCGAUUCCUCCAACUCCUGCGACCGCCAACGCACCCUCGAUUCCAGGAAAUCCAUAUGCUUUGAACACACUGAGGCUAGAGGAGAAAGACAUACAAGCUGUGCUACGGUUUACUCGUGAAUUUGUUGUAAUGAGUCUAAUCCCUUGGAUGGAACGCUGCGUUGUCGAAUGGAACGAGGCCUAUUCAUCGACGAGAAGGCUUCCAUCCCGACUGUUUUCCUCCACUCGCCGCCUGUUUGGUUCAUCCCCAUCGCCCUCCCCUGGACCUGGGCAUACCUCUUCUUCUUCCGUUUCGUCAUUACCCGGCCGAAGUGGAUCGAUCUCAUCAGCGAAUGGAAUCCCAACGCCUCUGUCACAACCUCGACGUUUAGCAGAAUUCUGUACCAUCCUUGGUGAUUUCAAACUUGCCAUCAAUCUCUGGGAGUCUUUAAGGAAGGAGAGCAAGGGAGGAUCGGACAUUAUUCCCAUCUUGUCAGCUCCAUCUCCUGCCCUGCAGCUCCAUGCGUCCAAUGCGCUGGUCGGCAUCCACCCUUCCAUCGACGACCUCCCGCCACACGCCCAGCUUCGCGCUUUGCUUUAUGCUAAGGCGAACGAUGGCUUGUUUGGGCCGCUGGGAAUACUCAAGGCAGAAGAAGCCCCAUCCGCGUUGCUUUUGGCCCAUGCUGCUUUGCUGAGCUCUGUUAGAAAGAGGGCCUUUAGAAGAGCUGGAUUCUGGUACACUCUGGCAGCCAAUAGGUUGGAGAAGUGUGGCAUCAAACCAUUAACAGUCUACUUCUUCCGUAAAGCUCACGAACUCUACCAGAUACGACCGCCUAAGGAGCUGUCACCAUCGUUCUGGGACUCUGAAGGGAAGUCACCAACAUCCUCCGUAGAGCAGUUUGUGGACAUCAGGGCGGGUGUCGAACAUCCUCUGGCUCGACUGCUGUAUACAACGGGCAACAUCACCGGGGCUGUUCAAAUGUUCCUAGGCGCUUUGAGAGUUCUUAAGAGUCCAGCCUUACAAACUAUUGGCCAGUUGGAAGGUGCGACGGAGGAAGCCAACCGAUCUUCUCACGACAGAACCUUUCUGGACGAUUUCCGAGUCGCGUUUGCGCAUCUUGCAUCAACGGAACCUGAGGCUCUGAAAACCCUCAAUCUCAGUCUUCCACUCAAGUUUUGUCAAUCCAGGCAAUCGAAAAUUAGGUUUUCAGAUGACAGCAUAUCCUCUCAUCCAGUUAUCUGGGAAAAACGUGAGAAUCAAUGGCAGUCGUUCUGGAAGUCCAAAGGAGGAAAGGAACGCCUGGCAUCCGGGCGGCAGGUGUGCGCAGGGGACACAUUUUGGGUUGACCUCGCCGUGCAAAACCCUCUAGACGCGGAUGUCGAGUUGAACAACUUGACGCUGAUCCUUGAGACAAACGGCCCUUCGGAGGGCCCCAUCGAGUCAACGGUAGAAGUUGAAAGAGUCAGUGACAUCGUACUGGGGGCCAAGGAAUCACGAACGAUUCCGAUAGCUCUAAAGGCCCUCAAGUCCGGGAAGUUUUUAAUUUCCAAGGUCCAAUAUGACUUUUUGGGAAUUCUUUCUUCGACGGAGUCCCUCGCUUCGAGAGGUCGCCGGCUUAACGACACCCUGGCUCAGCGACAAACGCCAACGUAUGCUCCCGACGUUUAUCUUAAAGUUGAUGUCUCGCCAGCCGACAACAAGCUGUCUGUCACUUUUGUUGAUGACGGGGACCUUAUACUGAAGCAAGGAGAAAUUGAAGAGAUGAAAAUACUUCUGACCAACACUGGGACCAAACCUAUAAACGAGGUCUGGCUAGUAUUAGGAGGCGAAGAGGCCGUUUGCAUUGGAGAAGAGAACGAGCGUCUGAUAUCAUCAUCGACGUCCGAGAUCAUCCGUUCAAAGAAUACGCUCGGAUUACCAGAACCGCAACGAGUACCACUGGAUGUCCCACUCGAAUCGGGUUCCUACAAGGAACUUUCGGUGUGCCUGCACGCCGAUCGCACAGGUUCUCAUGAAUUACUUUUCCUAAUCUUGUACCGCGAGAACGAUUCCUCUCCAUUCCACUCCGAUCGAUUGUCGAGAACGUUCGAAGUGCAGCCCAUCCUCGAUAUCGCCGUUUCCACGACACCAUCACUUUCGCGGGACUGUCCGUUCAUUCUAACAGUAGAGGCAACGUCGUCCUCCCUUUCAUCCACUGUCUCCAUCACACAAAUAUCUGCGAUCAGCCCUUUGUGGAAAUUCCACACAGUAGAGGCCGCACAGUCGUCUGUGUCACCAUCACAGAAAGCGAAGGUCGUCCUGAGCGCAGAACAAUGGCUCGACGGAGAGGGCAAGAAAGAGUCUAUCGAUUUCUUGACACAGAAACUGGGCGACGUCCUUUCAGGAAACCCUAUCUCCUCUUCAGAACCACCUGAACUUGAUCUCUUCUGCAGCCAUAUUAUUCAGGAGCCUUCCCAGCGCUACUCGAUACAUACCUCCGACCUCUGGUGCUUGAUCGAAGCAGAGCGACGCCAACAUGUAGCUGAAAUCGAAAGGCAGCAACAUCCACAUAUCCCUGAAGAUUCGCAUCCGAACAUAUUCCCGCUUUACAGUCCCACCUCCGUCGACCUUGCCAUAUUUUGGGAAAUGCCAGCCCAGAAGCGUAAAGGACAUGUUAUGGUAUUCGGUAUCAAUCUCGGUGCGACCCACGGCGCGCUGAACGAAAUCAUCGCCAAUGCAGAGAACGCUAAAGUGAAGCGAAGCAUGUACGCGGAGACAGUUCGAGAAAAGGCCGAGCUUCUUGAAGGAAUUCGGACGAGUCAGUGGAACGUGGAUGUGGAUCCGACUGUGGCGACCGUAGAGGGUAAUGAGAUUAGCCAUGACUUUGGAAAAGGUCCAUGCCAUGUUCCCGUGAGCAUUGUUCUUCGAAACCAUUCACCCCUGUACGACGCCCGGGUAACCCUGAAGCUGCGACCCGGAAGUCAACCAACGGCCCCUGAUCUAACGCCCGCACACAAUACUGCACCAUAUUCUGGGCGUCUCACAUUCAGGAAUGAACUCCCCCCAGGGGAAUCUGCGACUGUUCAGCCGCGAUUAUUCGUUGACCGACCUGGCCUCUACAGCAUCGGACCUUUUGCAGUGGACACAGAAUUGGUGAUUCCCGACUCGAAGUGCAAACGCUCGUACAGUCAACAGGUCUCGCCAUCCCAUGUUUGUAUCGUAGUUCGACAGUCAUCGUAG
Molecule: messenger RNA, 3966 nt
Organism: Coprinopsis cinerea okayama7#130
Lineage: Eukaryota; Fungi; Basidiomycota; Agaricomycetes; Agaricales; Psathyrellaceae
Exons: 19
Coding region: 1-3966 (1321 amino acids)
Biological process (GO): protein localization to phagophore assembly site; endoplasmic reticulum to Golgi vesicle-mediated transport
Cellular component (GO): phagophore assembly site; TRAPPIII protein complex; cytoplasmic vesicle
Source: RefSeq, a predicted model, not a curated record